This is a messenger RNA of Anoplopoma fimbria (sablefish), 696 nucleotides long. It is a transcript of the gene hmx4, whose product is annotated as H6 family homeobox 4. Lineage: Eukaryota; Metazoa; Chordata; Actinopteri; Perciformes; Anoplopomatidae. Gene Ontology annotation, molecular function: RNA polymerase II transcription regulatory region sequence-specific DNA binding; DNA-binding transcription factor activity, RNA polymerase II-specific. Gene Ontology annotation, biological process: regulation of transcription by RNA polymerase II. The coding region runs from base 1 to 696 and encodes 231 amino acids. Gene Ontology annotation, cellular component: nucleus. The transcript has 2 exons. The record is from RefSeq and is a predicted model, not a curated record.
AUGAACAAAGUGGACGCCCCAUGCCGACCUGCAGCCUCUCUGAAAUUCACUAUUGACAACAUCCUCAACCUGAAGACGAGACGAGAUGAGUCGGUCACGUCGGUGCGUAAAGACGCGUUCCAGACUCACCUGGAGGAGCACGAGUCCAGCCAGAGACAGGACCCGGACAGCAGGCUGAGGGAGACAGAGAUCCACGGAGAGACUGGAUCAGACCCGAAGAAGGUGAUGGAGGAGACGGAGGAGAGCAGCUGCGACGACACCACCACCACCACUACACACAAACCAGGCAAGAAAAGCAAGAUGAUAACCAAAAAGAAGACACGCACUAUUUUCUCCAAGAGACAGAUCUUCCAGCUGGAGUCCACCUUCGACAUGAAGAGGUACCUGAGCAGUGCAGAGCGAGCCUGCCUGGCCGGCUCCCUGCAGCUCACAGAGACUCAGGUGAAGAUCUGGUUCCAGAACCGCAGGAAUAAAUUGAAAAGGCAGAUCUCCACUGAAAUGGACGGACCUGUAACCCCUGAGAAUGGGAAGGCCUUGGUGGUGGGUCAGCUCCCGGCCUUGUACAAGGAGAGCAGCCUGCUGGGGAGGUGCCUGCUGCCCAUGCCUCUACCUGUCGUGUACCCGGGGAGCAGCACGCCUUACCUGUGCUUCACCAACACCAGCAAGUACUUCAGCCUGUACGACGGGGACGUAUGA